AUGUCAGCACUCCAACACCAUCUAACUCCUAGCGGAGUGGCCACCCCCGGUACCGUAGCCGCCCUUCGUGGUGAACUCCCAUACUCCAGGCCGCCCACCCCUCAGUCCCAUCCUAAUGUCGUUGGAUUCAUUGGAUUGGGAAAUAUGGGGUAUUUGAUGGCCCGCAACCUAGCCCGCGAGAUUGAACAUGCCCCGUUGUUGGUAUACAACCGCUCGAGAGCUAAAUGCGAGAAGCUUCAGAAGGAAGUCGGAGAAUCUAAAGUGAAGAUCGUCGAUACUCCAGGGGAGCUUGCCAGUCUCGCGGAUAUUACUUUUACUUCUCUUGGCUCCGAUGACGUUGUUCGUUCGAUAUACUACGACAUCGCACAGACCCUCGAAGGGAUAAAGAGCAGUGGGACAGCAGAAAAACCCAAGAUCUUUGUCGACACGAGCACAGUAUAUCCCAAGCUUACUGUCGAGAUUGAUAGACUGCUCUCCAAGAUCCCACAUGUCCACUUCGUCUCAGGACCUGUCUUUGGACCCCCAGCUGCGGCCGAGAAGGGACAACUUGUCUCUGCUUUGGCCGGUCACUACAGGAGUAAAAAAGAGGUUGCAUACAUUCUCGUUCCGGCGGUCUCCCGAAAGGUCAUUGACCUUGGCGGUAAUGUUGAGAAGGCGGCUUCUAUGAAGUUGGUCGGCAACUCGUUUAUUUUGGGAGCCAUCGAGCUUAUUGCAGAGACCCAGACUUUGGCCGAUAAGGCAGGUGUCGGGGCCGAGCAGCUUGACGCCUUUAUCGGUGAUAUGUUCCCAAUCCCAUUGUUGACGAAUUACAGCAAGAAAAUGCUUCAUGAUAGCUUUGAUGGAAAUCAAGGUUUCCAUCUUGAGGGCGGCCUUAAGGACGCCAGCCAUAUUCUCCAGCUCGCCCAAGAUAGCAAUUCUCCUAUGCCGAUAAUCACGCUGGCAAGGGAUCAUCUUCUUACCGCCCGUGCGCAGGAGGCGAAACCUUACCCAUCGCUCGAUUGGAGUGCCCUGGUCAGUGGAAACAGGCUCGCCGCAGGGUUGGAUGCAUUUGAUCACCGGAAGCAUCAACACAAAGUCGAGAAGGAGGAUGAUUAG
Messenger RNA from Rhizoctonia solani, 1095 nucleotides. Its product is annotated as NAD binding domain of 6-phosphogluconate dehydrogenase. The transcript is spliced from 10 exons. NCBI's taxonomy places the organism in Eukaryota, Fungi, Basidiomycota, Agaricomycetes, Cantharellales, Ceratobasidiaceae. Gene Ontology annotation, molecular function: oxidoreductase activity, acting on the CH-OH group of donors, NAD or NADP as acceptor; NADP binding. The coding region runs from base 1 to 1095 and encodes 364 amino acids. The record is from RefSeq and is a predicted model, not a curated record.